AUGGCAAACGAGUAUCUCGCCCUCGGGACGUAUAGUCGUCCUGUGAACACUACGUCUGCAGACGCCCAAUGUUGGUUCGAUCGAGGCCUCCGCUGGGCGUACGCAUUUAACCACGAUGAAUCUGUCCGCUGUUUCACGAGGGCCAUUGAGUUCGAUCCUGAGUGCGCGAUGGCCCACUGGGGAAUCGCGUACGCCCGGGGGCCGAAUUACAAUAAAGCCUGGAUUCGAUUUGACAAGUCAGACCUGAAGGCUACUUGCCAUGCAACAAAAGCCGCAUUGGAAAAGGCGUGCGCACUCACUGCCGGGUCGAAAUCCGCUGAGGCUGCCUUGAUCACGGCGACAGUCUCGCGCUUCCCUCCAGGAGAUUCCAAAGACUCAUACGAUGACGUGGAUUUCAAUGCCUUGAACCUUGCCUAUGCAGACGCUAUGCGUUAUGUCUAUCAGGAGUUCCCCGACGACGUUGAUGUGAUUGCUCUCUUCUCCGAAGCACUGAUGUGUCUAAGUCCCCGUGCCUUCUGGGAUAUCGUCACUGGAGAGCCGAUUGCGAGUGGGUCUGUCGAAGCCCGCACGGUUUUGGAAAAGGGGAUGUCCUUUCCAACCUCUGAAAACUACCCACAUUUGUUCCAUCUAUAUAUUCACCUGAUGGAGAUGUCCCCGUUCCCCUUGAAGGCGCUUCCAAUGGCCGACAGUCUUCGACGUCUUGUUCCCGAGGCAUCGCAUCUCCUUCAUAUGGUGAGCCAUAUCGAUUCUACAUGCGGCGAUUACCGCCGUGCUAUUGAUACAAAUCGCGAAGCAAUGGCAGCGGAUGACAAAUAUUUCAAUAAUGGAUCACGUCCAUUUGGUAUGUAUACACUCUACCGAGCACAUAACAUAUUUGCUCUCGCAUACUCCGCUAUGAUAUCUGGUCGCCAGAAAGACGCUAUUGCAGCGGCGCAGCGUCUUUCGGAGCUUCUGACUCCAGAGCUGUUUGAGAUGACCAGUCCACCCAUGGCUGACUGGGCUGAAAGCUAUGUGGGAACGAUUGCACAUGUUCUUGUACGGUUUGGACGAUGGGAGGAAAUCCUUCAGCUUGAGAUCCCCACGCGUCAGGAUCUAUAUUGCUCUACCACCGCAGUCAUCUUUUACGCCCGCGGCAUUGCGCUUUCAGUACUUGGACGGACAGAUGAAGCAGUCACCCAGCAGCGAUAUUUUGAAAUAGCCCGCUCGUCUGUUCCCACAUCACGUCUGAACAGCCUUCCUGCUCGUCAAGUUGAUGUUCUCAAGGUAGCCGCCGCUAUGCUAGAAGGCGAAAUUCAGUACCGGAAAGGGAACUUUGGUUUGGCAUUUGCUAGUCUCCAAGAAGCGGUCAGCUGCGAGGAUGCGAUCCCGUACACAGAACCACCACCGUGGAUGCAGCCCGCAAGACAUGCCCUUGGUGCCCUUUUAUUGGAGCAAAACCAUGUCCAACAGGCAGAAGCUGUCUAUCGGGAUGACUUGGGCUUUGGAGACCUUCCUCGUCGCCGAUGUCGUAUUAACAAUGUGUGGGGAUUACAGGGCCUCCACGAGUGCUUAAUGCGGAAUGGCAAACAUGAACAAGCCCAAAUAAUUCGCUUACAGCGUGAUAUUGCGAUGGCUUCAGCUGAUGUUCACAUUGAUGUAUCUUGUCUUUGUCGUAAACGCGCAUGGUCAGAAGGCGCAGCUUGUUGCUCCGAAAACUGA
Penicillium egyptiacum is the source of this 1698-nucleotide messenger RNA. The record is from the annotation of a GenBank genome assembly. NCBI's taxonomy places the organism in Eukaryota, Fungi, Ascomycota, Eurotiomycetes, Eurotiales, Aspergillaceae.